AUGUCGUCUUCGAUAACACCUUUUUAUCGUCCUGGAGUGUUUCCAGCUUUAUCCUCUCGUCUCCUCACUACUGCCUCUCAAUCUCUUCGAGCGGCUAUUCAACAACAGCUUAUACUUAAAAGUUUUUACAGUACACCUUUACGUGUUACUGGCCUACCAUUAACCACAACCAAAGGUUUCACUUAUUUGAUAGCGGCUUCAUGGCACCCGAAAAAAAGACGAAGUUCAGUUCCUAUAGCUAAUAGCAACCCUUGGUUGAAAGAACGUAUGAAGGUUGGAAAAGUUGAUGCUGGAGAAGAUGCUUUUUUCUAUGUAGGGACAAAUGAAGGAGUAGCUUUAGGAGUUGCGGAUGGCGUCGGUGGCUGGACUCAAAUGGGUAUAGAUCCAGCUACAUUUUCAUGGGCAUUAAUGGACAAUGCUGCAAGUAUCGCAAAAGAAUUUGGUUCAUAUAAACUUCCAUUCUUUAAUGCACCCAAUGGGUCUACUGAUAUUUUGGAUGCCAAAGAAAUAUUAAAUGGUGCAUUUGACAAAUUGAUGAAGAGUGGAAAAGUUAAAGCCGGGAGUUCGACGGCCUGUAUUCUUUCAUUAUCGAAAACAUCCGGCAUUUUAAAUGCAGCGACAUUAGGCGAUUCAGCGUACCUACUCAUUCGCAACGGGCAACUUUUAUAUGAAUCACCAUCACAACAACAUUUCUUUAAUUGCCCAUAUCAAUUAACUAUUAUUCCGGAGGAUUUUCCGAAUCAAAAGCUUUAUUUCAAAGAUAGACCUAGCGACGCCUACCAGGCUAACCAUCAACUUCAAGACGGGGAUGUUAUUCUGUUAGCCACAGAUGGAUUCUUUGAUAAUGUAUUCACUGAUGAAGCAGUUUCUAUUGUAAACAAGGAGCUUCGUGACGUUAUUGGCCGUGAUAGAAAAGUAUGGGACAAUGAUUUUGAAGAACUUAGAGCUCAUGUAAGAAAAUUGUCGAGAACAUUAACAAAUACAGCAAGACGUUGUUCCAUGGAUCCUAAGAGAAUCAGUCCUUUCUCUCAGAGUGCAAAGAAAAGCGGGGAAAAUCGCAUUGGCGG
This is a messenger RNA of Dentiscutata erythropus, 1067 nucleotides long. NCBI's taxonomy places the organism in Eukaryota, Fungi, Glomeromycota, Glomeromycetes, Diversisporales, Gigasporaceae. The record is from the annotation of a GenBank genome assembly.